This is a messenger RNA of Acaulospora colombiana, 1125 nucleotides long. NCBI's taxonomy places the organism in Eukaryota, Fungi, Glomeromycota, Glomeromycetes, Diversisporales, Acaulosporaceae. The record is from the annotation of a GenBank genome assembly.
CGGGAAUUCUCGACUAGUGAAGCCGAUGGAAGACCAGUCGCAAAGCAAGUUCGCUCGGAAAGUCCAUUCAUAGACGCAGAAGAUCUGCCUCUCGAUCCUUCUGAUGCUCACAAGAUUCUUACUGUUCUGUCUACGAUUGAUACGGACAAUUUCAUGGAUAGGAUUUUCAAUUUUCAAGUCAAUCCACCGGCUCAAACAACGCUCCGCUCUCUUUUACAGGAAUCAAGCAAACACCCGCUUCGUAUAAUAAGAGGGGCUGUCAAUCAACUUUUACCAUCGUCUAGCCAACCAAGGGCAUUGCUUGCGGUUGGGGCAUCGAACCAACAGCGUUUUGUAGACUUUGCACAUGGACUAUUGAAUCAAGUUGCAGCUCGAGGCGCCAACACCAUCAGUUCCAAAAGGGACACUGUGGUAGCUUCUGACGAAGAGAGAGAUGCCGAAAUCUUGUUGCCUUUCGAAGAAAGAAAACGAAAGUAUGCUCUCGUUCAGAGACUGCCAUCUGGAGAUUGGUGGAGCAGCUCUACAAUACCUCGAGAGGGCACUGUAGGCUUGAACCGGGCUUCGGCUAAGCAAUUAGUAACCAAGCAAGCGGAACUUGUAUCUAUAAUCCCCUCUCAGCCAGUUCCAUCUGAUGAGAUGCCCCUCUUCUCCACUUUGAAACCUCUCCCUGUCACCAAACCCAAAGAUGACUCCAAAAAGCCCAUUACACUGCAAACGAGAACACUCCCGGCUCCCAAACUCCUCGAUUAUGGUGUAUUUUGUACCUUUGCGCCAUAUUUUGACUCAGAGGCAACCGAGAUGUUGGAAAAGCAGAAGCGAUUGUCCCAGGUCGAAGCUUCGAAGCAUAGGCCCGCUGUGGACAGCGUAACAGGUGUGGCAGAUAUCAAUGAAUCCGCGGUGGCAGCCCUCGAGGUUGACGAGGAGAUGCGAGCCAUCGAUGAAGAACCGCAGAGACCCGUAGAAUCGAAACCACCGAUAUUUCCUUCAGAGGAGGUCCUUCAGAACUUGAAAAAUAUUAUGCAUCAAGAUGAGACGGAGAUUUUCAAGCAAGCAUUGGAAUCUCUUCGUACAGAAUUCGGAGUAACAGAUCUACUGGAGCAGACGGCCAUAGCGCUCGAUAACUUG